CGCGAUUCUCGCCUCGCCUCAGUCAGUGCCGCGGGUGACAUUGGAGGGAGAGGUUACGUCGCUCCGUGUCUCUUCCUCCUCCCUUCCAAAGCUUUAGUUGCAAGAAUCCCGCUAAGUGCUUUCACCUUCCUGCUUUUCCCUCAAGUUCCCGUGGCGUGGGGAGCAAAGGGGCACCGCGUCCGUCCCCCAUUGCCUGGUGAAAUAGAGAAACUGUGUGCAUGUGUGUGUGUUGACAUGAGAAACGUUCAGGGAAAUGAAAGUAAAAGGGAAAUAAAAUGUAUUUUGUGAUAUUGAAGUGCAAAGGAGGAGAGAAGGAGACGAUGCAUGUUGUGAAAGCUCUGACAUGAACUGCUGUGCCGGGAGGAGGCGGAGGGAGAGAGACAGACAGACAGACGGACAGUGAAUAAGUGAAUGAAUGAAAAACACAAGAAAAAACAAGGAAAAACUAAUAAUAAUCCUGUAACAAGCCACUUCUCACAAAAAGAUGACCUAUUUCGCGAGUGUCAAGGGGCGUGACCUCCUCCCGGGUGUGAGUGCCGCGUCAGGAGUGCCAAAAGGAGGCAGGCAGUCAAACAAACACGAGACGAGGGUUGGGAGUGUGUCUGGCCUGCGUCCCAUGGUGGUGGUGGUGGCGACGGUGGUGGUGGUGGCGGGCUGUGUGCAGAGAGGGGCGUGUGUCCCUAGCGGCGACAGGGACAAGAGGGAUAUUAUUGAUGACAGAGUGCAAUGGUACCUGAUGCAGUAUGGGUAUCUCCCCGCCUCGGACAUGGAGACAGGCAACCUACGCACCGAGAGACAGCUGAGAGAGGCGAUCAAAACAAUGCAGCGGUUCGGCCACAUCCCAAUGACAGGAGAGCUGGACGCGGCCACGAGGAGACUGCUGAGGACCCCGCGCUGCUCCCUGCCUGACGUGAUGCCCGGGGAAGGGAAUGACUUCAGAAUACGUGUUAGAAGAUUUGUGAAGCAGGGCAAGAAAUGGGACAAGCUCAACCUGACGUGGGGUGUGCGAAGGUACCCGACCAAGAUGCGGGACUCAACAGGAGACCCUGAGCACAUGUACCGCUGGGAGAUACAGAGAGAGUUCCGACUCGCUACAGAGGUUUGGGGCCGCGUGUCACGUCUGGAGUUUACUGAGUUGGAGAGUAAACCAGAGGAAGCUGACAUCAUCAUUGACUUCAACACAGGCUACCACGGGGACGGCUACCCCUUUGAUGGCCAGGGACGCACUCUGGCCCAUGCGUUCUACCCCGGCCAUGGCAUUGGUGGGGACAUGCAUUUUGAUGAUGACGAGCCCUGGGUGCAGCACCAAGACUCAGAUAACACCUGGGAGCGAGUCAGCCUUUUCAUCACAGCAGCACAUGAGCUAGGUCACGCGCUGGGCCUCUAUCACUCUGACGUGGAGGGCUCCCUGAUGAGUCCCUACCUCAUCCGUUUUCCCAGCUCCUUCCGCCUCCCUCAGGAUGAUGUUAGGGGCAUCCAGGAACUGUAUGGUGUGGAUGAGAAGUAUAAAGAGGACCCCUGGCCAUCUACCAGCACCACCACUACUACCACCACACCCCGCCCUGCCGCCACACCCCGCCCGCCGCCCCGUCCACCCAAGAGUGACAAGCCAGACACCUGCAACACUGAAUAUGACGCCAUCUCUGUCAUCCGUCGAGAAAUCUACAUCUUCAAGGGCAAGUACUUCUGGCGCGUGGAUGCCCAGGGGAACCUGCUGCCGAACUACCCUGCAAAAAUCAACCGGUUCUGGUCCAAACUGCCCAAGAACCUCACCCACAUUGAUGCUGUGUACGAGCGGAUGACUGACGGAAAAAUUGUGUUCUUUAUAGGGAAUAAGUACUACGUGUGUCGAGGGAACCAGGAGCUGCUGAAGGUUGGACGCCUCAAGAACUUAGGGCUGCCAGCGACUCUGAAGAAGAUUGAUGCUGCGUUUGUGUGGGGGUACAAUGGCAGGACCUAUCUGUUUGCUGAGACCAUGUACUGGAGGUUUGAUGAGGCAAUACAGCACGUGGAGCUGGACUACCCCAGAGCGAUGGACAUGUGGCGUGGCGUUCCCUACAACAUUGACUCUGCCUUUAAACACAAUGGCACCACUUACUUCUUCCAAGGCAAAAUGUUCUGGGAGUUUGACGACUUUAGAAUGAGAGUGAAGCCUAAGUCACCAGCCCUCUCUGCCCCAUUCUGGCUUGGCUGCCCUAACAUCAAGAACCCUUACUACCCCAAGACAACCAUAGAGACGCAAGCUACCACCGCCUCCGCCACACCACCGUCGCACCCCACCACAGUCACGCUUCUCAUGUGUGCGGUGUUUCUCAUCUGCUUUGGUGUGGUGUAGUGGUGUUUUGUGGUGUUUGUUCUUGUUCUUGUUCUUGGUUUUUUUUUUUGUUUGUUUGUUUGUUUUUUUAAGGGUGUUUUUUUCUAAGGUUCAUUUUUUUCGUUUUCAUUUCUCAUUUUCGUUUGUUUUCGUUUUUUUUUUCUUUCUUCUUUUUGUUUCCCCGCUGUGUUCUCUUCGGUUUAGGGUUUGGUGUGUUCGUUCAUUUGUUUGUUUGCUUGCUGUGUGUGUGUGUGUGUGUGUGUGUGUGUGUGUGUGUGUGUGUGUGUGUGUGUGUGUGUGUGUGUGUGUGUUU
Messenger RNA from Portunus trituberculatus (swimming crab), 2627 nucleotides. RefSeq names its product matrix metalloproteinase-2-like. Gene Ontology annotation, biological process: extracellular matrix organization; collagen catabolic process; proteolysis. The transcript is spliced from 12 exons. The record is from RefSeq and is a predicted model, not a curated record. Gene Ontology annotation, molecular function: metalloendopeptidase activity; zinc ion binding. Gene Ontology annotation, cellular component: extracellular matrix. Bases 485 to 2335 code for a protein of 616 amino acids. Lineage: Eukaryota; Metazoa; Arthropoda; Malacostraca; Decapoda; Portunidae.